AUGCAGGGCGGCGUCUUACGGUUCCUGUGCGGUGCGCUCCUGCUCACCCAAGAGCCAGCGUUGGCCGCUGGUAUCGACAGACAGAAGUGGGUGUUGAGGAGGGAAAGCGGGACGAACUAUGCCUGCAAAUGCUAUCCCGGCGACACCUGCUGGCCCGACAGCGGCCAGUGGCAGAAGCUUAACGCCACCGUCGGCGGCAACCUGCAAGUCGACAUCCCCCCGGGCGCGCCCUGCUACAACACUUUCAAGGGCCCCUUGGGCGACGUCCAGACGUACAACGCCGACGAGUGCGCCACUGUGACGGCCAACUGGACCAGCGAGCAGUUCCAGGUCGAGCAGCCGGCCGCCGCCCUCUGGACCUACUUCACCAACGACACCUGCCGGCCCACGACCAACCCGACUGACAACUGCACGCUGGGCUACUACCCGGUGCUGGUCAUCAUGGCCAAGACCGUCGCCCACAUUCAGGCCGGCAUCAACUUUGCGCGCGAGAACAACCUGCGGCUGAUCAUCCGGAACACGGGCCACGACUUCCUCGGCCGCAGCGUUGGCUGGGGCGCCCUCGUCAUCAACACGCACAGCUUCCAGGACAUCAAAUUCACCGACACGUGGCAGGGUGCCUCCGGGUACAACGGCUCCGCCGUGACUGUCGGCGCCGGAGUCCAGGCAUUCCAGGUCCUGAAGCAGGCCAACGCCCUGAAGCCGCCCAAGAUCAUGGUUACUGGAGAGUGCGCGACCGUUGGCGUUGCGGGCGGCCUCGUCCAGGGCGGCGGGCACGGCCCGCUGACCAAUCUCUACGGCUUCCUCGCCGACACGGCGCUGGAGUUCAAGGUGAUCACGGCGGACGGGAAGCUCACGACGGCCAACGCCAAGACCAAGGCGGACCUCUUCUGGGCGCUCCGGGGCGGCGGGCCGGCCGCCUUCGCGGUCAUCGUGGAGGCGACGUACAAGACGUUCGACGACCAGCCGAGCGCGGGCGUCAGCUUCGACAUCGACGCCAGCGUGACGACCAACGCGACGCUCUUCUGGGAGGCCGUGCGCGUCUUCCACGGCCACAGCGCGCGCAUGGUCGACGACCACGGCCUGUACGUCUACUGGGAGCUGGGCACGGCGGGGCAGAACCUGCACGUGCACCCGAUCGUGGGCGUCGGCAUGACGGCGGACCAGCUGGCCGCGGCGCUGCAGCCGCUGUACGACGACCUGGCGGCCCUCGGCGUGCGCCCCGCCGUCACCACCCGGGCUUUCCCCACCUUCUACGACCUGUACGAGGCCAUGUUCGAGUCCGAGGUGGCCGGCAACUCGGCGCUGACGGGCGGGUGGACCGUCGCGCGCGCCGACGUCGCCGCCAACAGCACGGGGAUUGUCGACGCCUUCCGGACCGUGCUCGGUGCGGGCUCCUUCAUCAUCGGCCACAUGUGGAGCGCCGGCUACGGCCUGCCGCGCGCCGAGUGGAACGCCAGCGCCGUCAACCCGCGCUUCCGCGACGCCGUCAGCAAGGUCAUCACCGUCGUGCCGGUCGCCGGCAACGCGCCGCUCGCCGAGAAGGCGGCCGCGCAGGACAAGCUGACCAAUGUGGUGGACGCGGCGCUGCGCGCGGCCGCGCCGAAUGGGUGCGCUUAUGUCAAUGAGGCCGAUCCGUACCAACCCAACUGGCAGAACGCCUUCUGGGGCACCAACUACCCGGCGCUGCUCAAGAUCCGCCAGAAGUAUGAUCCCGACGGCCUCUUCUAUGCCGUUUCCACGCCGGGCACCGAGAACUGGACGCAGAUCGAGACGGACACCAGGCUCUGCCGCAAGCUCUGA
This is a messenger RNA of Thermothielavioides terrestris NRRL 8126, 1803 nucleotides long. RefSeq lists its product as uncharacterized. The record is from RefSeq and is a predicted model, not a curated record. Bases 1 to 1803 code for a protein of 600 amino acids. Gene Ontology annotation, molecular function: oxidoreductase activity; FAD binding. Lineage: Eukaryota; Fungi; Ascomycota; Sordariomycetes; Sordariales; Chaetomiaceae. The transcript is spliced from 4 exons.